ACAACAUUUACUUUCGAAUAAUUUUAUCCUCUCGCCCGCUCUUUUGCAUCCAUCGAACCUGAAACUUGAUACAAGCUAUGUCACUCUCUUAUUUCAAUGUUAAAAGACUUCGCCGCCAAUCCAAACAAGGCGAUGCACCAUCGUCUCCCAUCGAAGAGGCCGCCACUUCGCCUGUCCUUGACGAAGCGGAUGAAAAGUUCCUCGAGCGCCUCGCUGCACUCGCUGUAGAGCCUGAAGGCACUCCGCCGCCACUUCCAGAUCGCCCUGUAACACUGACCAGCGGGGAGAAAAGCAAAGAAACUGAGACUACCUCCGAUGUUGACGCCGAUGCCGACGUGAAACAGAAGAAGAGUAUUAUGUCUUAUUUUGCACUUGCGCAAGCCAAGUUCAAACACUCUGGGGAGAAAGAACAUAAGGAUAAAGUUCGAUCAGACAAAGGGAAACACAAGGUGACAGACAAGGACAGGCAAAAGGUUGCGGAUGACCUUCAUUCUGCGGCUGAGGCAACUAAAUCUUUCGAGGAGAAAGAAACAGAGAAGGAGAAAGAGGACAUUACGGUCAUCUUGGAUCAACUCAAUCUUGCCGCUGUGAACAACCGCGUUUUCAGCUUCUCAAAGGAAUCCCAGGAGCUCCUCGACAAGUUUAAGUUAGUCCUGAAAGAUAUCGUCAAUGGCGCCCCAACAGCCUAUAAUGACCUCGAGAAACUUCUCACUGAUUCCGAAAAUCAACUCAAGAAUAUGUACGGAGGUCUCCCCCCAUUUCUGCAGAAUCUGGUCAAGAGCCUUCCGGCGAAGAUAACGGCAGCCCUCGGCCCAGAGAUUCUUGCUGCCCAGGCAGAGAAACCGGGCUUUGACGCGAAGCAACAUGCAUCUGCAAGUGGCUUCGGAAAGAGAUCCAGGUCAAAGAAGUUAAAAGUUCCCAGCCUUAAGUCACUCGUUUCCGCCGAGGGUGCUGUGGCAACAAUGCUGAAAACCAUUCUCAAUUUCCUCAAGUUUCGCUUCCCUGCUCUUAUGACUGGCACAAAUGUGCUCAUGAGCCUCGCCGUGUUCUUGCUCCUCUUUGUAUUCUGGUAUUGCCACAAACGCGGCCGCGAAACUCGGCUUGAGAGAGAGCGCCUCACUGCUGAAGGUGUGGAUUCUGCACUUGCCAGCAGUGUAUCCUCCUUCGAUGACGACGGCGACUUAUUUUUCGAAGACCAGCAAAAGGGAGAAAGUAGUAAUGAGAGGCCUGCACCUCCACUCAUCAUCCACGACGAUAGAGAAGCCCCUGACAAGCAGCACGCAAGCGUCGAUGACAUGCCAUCAGUCUUACAUCUCCCCGAGCCGCCAUCUGGCGCAACUCCGUUGAAAGAGGAGCUGUUAAGAGAGGCGCCGCUAAAGUCAUCGGGUGCUCUGUAGGAAAUUAACAGUUAUGAUGAGGCUUCUGUAGCAGUGAAGUGUUGGCUAUCCCUUUAGAUUGAUAUCCCAGUAUUUAAGUAUUUCUUGUAAUAGAGGCAGGUCUAUGGAUUUCGGAUCUGCUUAGUAUAUGGCUAAUGAAUUGGAUAAUGACGGGACG
This is a messenger RNA of Lindgomyces ingoldianus, 1554 nucleotides long. RefSeq lists its product as uncharacterized. The transcript is spliced from 2 exons. Lineage: Eukaryota; Fungi; Ascomycota; Dothideomycetes; Pleosporales; Lindgomycetaceae. The record is from RefSeq and is a predicted model, not a curated record. Bases 78 to 1397 code for a protein of 439 amino acids.